This is a messenger RNA of Peniophora sp. CBMAI 1063, 1341 nucleotides long. Lineage: Eukaryota; Fungi; Basidiomycota; Agaricomycetes; Russulales; Peniophoraceae. The record is from the annotation of a GenBank genome assembly.
AUGGCCACCACCGAACCGCCCGCGCCGGCCCCGGUACCCAGUACGGACAAGCCCGAGCGCCCGUCCGCCGGCAAGCGGCCACCAUCGCUGAACGAGCUCGCCGCGCGCCUCAACGCCGGGAAGGGCGAUGCGGCGUCGGCGGCAACGUCCGGCGCGUCCCGCCCGCGUCUCGCGGCGUCACUCUUGCGCACGGGAAGCGCGAACAGCACGACCACGACGGCGAGCGCGGCGGACAGCACCACGGCGAACGCGCCGAUCACGCGCAGCACGUCCCCCGCAGCGCUGAGCACCUCGCCGCCGCCGGGCAAUGCCGAGGAGGGCAGCACGGGCGGCGAGCCGCUGAAGAAGGAGAACGUGGACAAGCUCGACGACGCGAGCGCGCCCGUGGCGAAGAAGAUCAAGGGAUACAAGAAUAUCCCGUCGUUGGACGCCAUCACGGCCCACUAUCAUGCGCGCAACCGUACGCUCUCGGUUGAUGGGAGUCCUAUGCCGCCGGAGCCGGAGCAGAUCGAGGAUCCAAAGACGCCGGGUGUCAUGACAAAGGCACCCGAGCAUCCCUUGCAGUUCACUUGGACGAUCUACCACGAUUGCAAGUCCAAGGGCGCGUUCGUUCCUCCGAGUGCCGGCGCGACGCAGGAAGGCUUCCCCGCGCCCGCCGAGGCAGGCGAGUACGAGGCCGGUCUGACCACCAUCGGCGAAUUCGACACCGUCGAGUCGUACUGCCGGUACUUCAACUGGCUCAAGCCGCCCAGCACGCUCGAGCGCAACAGCAACUACCACCUCUUCAAGCGCGGCAUCAAGCCCAUGUGGGAAGACGAGGCCAACGCGAACGGCGGAAAGUGGGUGCUCACGAUGAAGAACAACCCGCAGUUGCUGGAUCGGUGCUGGCAGUGGCUUACGAUGGCGCUUGUGGGCGAGGAGCUGGACGACGGGGAUGAGAUUUGCGGGGCGGUUGUCAGCUUGAGGUCGAAGGUGGACAGGAUCCAGCUGUGGUUGAGGAGCAAGGACGACGUAGAGAAGAUCAACGGGAUCGGGAAGAGGCUCGUCAAGCUACUCGACGUGUCCGAGGCGGACGGUAUCGGACUCGAGUUCCAGUACAACACGGAAGACCGCCCCCUGCCGAACAAGUUCCUCUCCAUCCAAGCCGUACCCGUAUCCGGCUUCCGCUCCUCCUUCCACUCAAAGCCCGGAACGCCCAGCACGCCCUCGCCCAUCUCAGCCGGCGAGCGCGAUGCCCCAGGGCCCAUCCAACCUCCGCAGCAGGGCGGCGGCGCAUUCGCAGGCUUCGGCGUAGGCGGGCUCGGAGGCGGCGGCGGGUGGCGCGGGAGCAGGCGCGGCUGA